AUGGGGCUCCGAGAUGCACUGAAGAAGAAGGAUGCUAUACAGCAAGACCAAGAUGCAGAUGGAAGAAUGGCCGGCCCGGACAUCACGUUUGUUGGCUCCGACACGGUCUCGCAACAGGUGAUUAUGCCGUCGGACGAAAACGCCCUCGGCUACAACGACGGCUUGCUAUCGCCCUCGUCGACAAGUGGAGAGCACCGAAAGUCGAGGCGAAGUUUUGACUUUUUCCAGUCGAAUCAAUCACGAAGCCCAUCUGCAUCGUCCUCGACCAGUCAGAAAUCCAAGAAGGAGAGCACCGCAAGACGCCUCUCCCAUAGGCUACACUUGAGUCGCGCGCCUGAGACCUCGGACCAUGUGCCCCAGAACCUGCCGGAGAUUGUGGUCCCAAACGACGUGCAGGAUGGAGAUGCUGCAGAGCUGCAGUGGGAGAAACGGGCCACCAUGUUAGCCGGGCAGAAUGAUCGGGUGAGGAGUCGGCCGCCUUCAAGGGAUGCCGCAGAUGGCAUGGCGCACAUGAGCCUAGAUGGCCCUCGUAGCCGAAGCGCUUCGGUGCACUCGGGACAGGUGUCGUCCAAACAGAUCGAUGCCGAUAUUCAGGAGGCGAUUCGGCUGCAUGAGGAGGGUAACUUUGUGGAAGCCACCAAGUUGUUCGGGCGCCUUGCAGAUGAGAGCGGCGCCAAUAAUCCACUUAGCCAGGUCCUCUAUGGGCUAGCACUCAGGCACGGCUGGGGUUGCACGCCAGACCCUGGGAAAGCGGUCCACUAUCUAACGGCAGCAGCCUCCAAUGCUGCAUCAGUCGAGGAAUUGGCGAUCCAGGCCGGUCUGAAGAAGGGAGGAGCGGCAAAGGGAGAGCUAGUCCUCGCCAUCUUCGAAUUGGCCAACUGCUUCCGCCACGGCUGGGGCAUCGACAAAGAUCCAAUCGCCGCAAAGCAGUACUAUGAGACGGCAGCGAACUUGGGCGAUACUGACGCUAUGAACGAAGUUGCCUGGUGUUACCUGCAGGGUUAUGGCUGUAAAAAGGAUAAGCUUCGCCUCUUCGAUGGCAACAACAAAGAAAUCAAGCCUCAACCAGGACCAGCAGCGCUGCAGGCAGACUGUGGCUUGCCAGUCAUCAGUCUGGCUGGUCCAGGCUUGGCCCAGGCUUGA
Trichoderma gamsii is the source of this 1143-nucleotide messenger RNA. RefSeq lists its product as hypothetical. NCBI's taxonomy places the organism in Eukaryota, Fungi, Ascomycota, Sordariomycetes, Hypocreales, Hypocreaceae. The coding region runs from base 1 to 1143 and encodes 380 amino acids. The record is from RefSeq and is a predicted model, not a curated record. The transcript has 5 exons. Gene Ontology annotation, molecular function: protein binding.